AGUAAAAGAUUGUUUAAUUCCAUCUGAUUUUGGCAGUUUUUGAACAACUUGAAAUUUAUUGAUUUAAUAAAGUAUUUUGAGCUAGGGUUUCAUCCCAACAGAUAUUUGGGUUUAAAAUGUAGCUAUUAUAGAGGUAGAGGAUGCUCUGGCCGUUGCUGGUUCAACUGAUCUUGCAGCAGGCGACGACCGGUGGUUCAACUUGCAAGCCGGCUUACAAUGUGACAGAUUUCAUCCAAGUAGCCGGCAUACAGUUCUGCGCGGUUGUUGAGAUAGGCCAGGGUUUCUGUAGCAUAUUUGCCGAGAUGAGAAAUGACCCGACAGCCGGCGACUUGAUCCCUGGCUCACUCGUCGAACUUUACCUUGGAACCUGCUCAUGUCAAACUAUGAAACAGUGGGAGUUCUGCAGUCGGCCUUUAAGAAAUCUAAGGCCUUACGAAUGCUCUUUUCAAGAAAAAGGAGAAGCAGAUUUCACCACCCAUAAAUCCAGGGUGCACAGGAGGCUUUGCGAUUUGACUGUGAUGGCUGAAAUCAACAGCUGCAACUGCAGGAAAAAAUUGUCCCAGAGGACUCUCUAUCCGAUUGAAGGUUUCCCAACUUGCUAUAGAAACCCGCUUCCAGGAUCAGUCUGUUCGACUCACAGCGUAUGCGGUGUCUACGGGUGUUCGGCACGUACAGUCUUAGGUCUUACUGUUGUCAAAUGUGAUGAAAACUGUUUUGGCGGGCAACCUUUCUGCGAAGAGCCUGGACUAUUAUCUUCGCUACCAGUUGUUGUUACAUCUAUCUGGUCCAACUGGACUUGUAUCUUGAACGAUGAUUUUUUUGAAAUAAGCGAGUCAAUCUGCUUGGAAAAAGAUCUGACAUCACCGGCUUUCGAUUGCCUUGGGCCCAGGAGUUUGUGCUGCCCUGGAAAUUAUGAUGAAUGCUUCUGUGAAGUAACAGUUUCACUUGGUGAAAUGAAGGCUACAAGAUUCAUAAUAAAAGGAUAUCCACAAACUUCUCUUUACUGGCAACGUAAGAUGAAACUUAAACUGAUUGACAACAAAUUGAACAUUAUGGAUGGAUUUGCCGAUGAUAUGAUUGCGAAUAAAAAGAGAAAAAACAAGAAAUACUCAUUUAUUCGAAAAAUUAAGGAGUUCUACAACUAACAAAAGUUUUUUUGAUUGAAAAUCAUACAAUUUGUCGUCUAAUGUAUGGGCAAAUUUUGUGCAAAUUCUGUAAAGGAUAUCCGGUUAAGUGAUACGACUGAGACGAGUGGGUUGUCAUUCGAAGGCAUGACGAGAAGCCUGGCUGCGACGUAUUUGAACAAAUAUUUCCAUUUCAGGCUGACCUUUUCCUCAUUCACCAUCAUAUGGAAAUCCUCAGACUGUAUAUGGAUUUUAAAAACCUUAAAUCUCGUUCUUUCUAAAAAUUGUGACUCACCACACAACCAAGCACAUUGGCCGCUACAUUCCCAGUCAGUCGGCAGUUGCUUAAGAUACUGGUCAGAUCCAUGAGGGAUAUGCGGA
Cimex lectularius (bed bug) is the source of this 1505-nucleotide messenger RNA. RefSeq lists its product as uncharacterized. The coding region runs from base 141 to 1145 and encodes 334 amino acids. NCBI's taxonomy places the organism in Eukaryota, Metazoa, Arthropoda, Insecta, Hemiptera, Cimicidae. The transcript has 8 exons. The record is from RefSeq and is a predicted model, not a curated record.